CCUUCUCCUUCUCCAUGGCAACUACAGAAACUGAACAACUUUCGAUUCUACUUCCAUGUGAUAAUUUGUCAGAUGAAGAAAUCCAACUGCUGUUCCCUGUUUCUGAUGCCACCACCGCCAACUCUUCCUCCAUUUGGGCCUAUAUUUAGCAACGCUGAGCGAGCGAGUGUGCUUGUGGUCGAGAGCGAGAUGGGGACAAGAGAAGCGUACGAGCAGAAGCUACGGAGUGGUGAUUUGUGCCACGAUCCUACCAUGAGCCCCGGUCUCGGAUCCCCUCGCUGUCCUCGUUGUCUGUCUCUGUUAGACCCUAAUUCUGCUGUUUGUGGUUUUGGUGGAAUGCUUAGUGCUAUGCGUGGUAUGAACACAGGGAUACCUUUCCUUCGAACUCGUUUGAAGGGACCAAAGUGGCUUCCUUUUGUAGUUGGGGUAUCAGCUGCCUCCACUCCUAUUUUAUUCAGGUGUCAGCACUGCAUUCGGAGGCUAUGCACUUCCAAAGUUUGCUCAACUCUCAUUGACAUCCUAUUACGCUGCCUCAAGUGCCUCACAUUAUGGGAUUUCUUUGCCCACUCGACAUGUUGAAGAUACUUACACUUCCCGGACUCAGAGAGAGAGGAUCAGAUAAUUUCUUGCAGGUGCACCUACUGAAGAAAUUUUUUCACUUUUUGAAUUUGUAAUGUGAUAUAUCUGUGUGUUCUGAUGCAUGAGCUUGUAGAUGUUCAGGCUCAUAGUUUGUUGCCUUUAAUAUAGUUAUAUCAUAUAUGUAGUUGUUGUCUAAUAUAAAGCUGUUGAUACUGAAAAUGAUCAUAAUGUGAAUGCUUCAUGGUUGUAUCAUCAAGACGAUUUUUGGCGCUUUUUCAAAGAUGAUUUUGGGCACCUACUUAUUAAUUGAAUGAUGUUUGAUAAUUGAUAAA
Tripterygium wilfordii is the source of this 911-nucleotide messenger RNA. RefSeq lists its product as uncharacterized. The record is from RefSeq and is a predicted model, not a curated record. The transcript has 5 exons. NCBI's taxonomy places the organism in Eukaryota, Viridiplantae, Streptophyta, Magnoliopsida, Celastrales, Celastraceae. The coding region runs from base 73 to 579 and encodes 168 amino acids.